Molecule: messenger RNA, 1265 nt
Organism: Stegodyphus dumicola
Lineage: Eukaryota; Metazoa; Arthropoda; Arachnida; Araneae; Eresidae
Product: RNA binding protein fox-1 homolog 1-like
Biological process (GO): regulation of alternative mRNA splicing, via spliceosome; nervous system development
Cellular component (GO): cytoplasm; nucleus
Molecular function (GO): mRNA binding
Source: RefSeq, a predicted model, not a curated record
CACAUGGUUCAGACACAGUUACCGAUGUCUUACCCUCCUCAAUACGGAGGCAGUCAACAACAGCAACAACAGCAGCAGCAGCAGCAGAACGGGGGUGAGCAGACCGCACAGCAUCUAAGGAAUGACGGAGGAUCCAAAGAUUCCUCGUUUAGCGUCCCAGUCAUCACCAGUAAUGGGGUCGAGCAACAAACGCAAACGGAUUUAGAACCCGAAGUGAUAGUGUCAGCUAGUGGCCAAGCAUCAACACAAACAGCAGCUUCAGAUGGCUCAAAGUUUAGCCAACCAAAACGGCUUCAUGUCAGCAACAUUCCCUUCAGAUUCAGAGAUCCUGAUCUUCGGCAGCUAUUUGGGCAAUAUGGCCCUAUAUUAGAUGUUGAAAUCAUUUUCAACGAGCGUGGCUCCAAGGGUUUCGGUUUUGUAACGUUCGCAAAUAGCCUCGAUGCUGAUAGAGCACGUGACCACUUGAACGGCACGGUGGUAGAGGGAAGAAAGAUCGAGGUGAACAAUGCAACAGCAAGGGUUCAGACAAAAAAACUGCCAACAAUUCCAAAUGUGGCUGCCUUGAGGGGCGUGGCCAUCCAGAGAGGACGGGCGAGAGGGGCGUUCGCGACCGCUUUUGCCCGGCAUCCCUCGCCCCUAACUGCAGCUGCCGCCGCCACGGCACUACAUGGUUACACACCGUUAAUGUUGCACAGAGGAGUUUAUCAAGAUCCUUUCCUGGCUUACGCUGGUGCCGAACGUUAUCAACUUCCGGCGUCCUAUGCCGCAAGUGCUGCCUACACUGCAGCUGCAGCUCGAAGUUACGCUGCUGCAGCUGCAGCAGCUCAGCCCGUGGCCUCUUACGCCGCAGUUGCAGGAUCUCCAUCAUUGUAUUACAGCUAUGGGCGGGAAUACGCAGACCCAUACCUAGGCCAUAGCAUAGGCCCAGUGGCUGGAUACGGGGUAAGUGGAAAUAUUUUGAAAGCUGCCGUGUACAGAAGUGGUUACAACCGAUUCGCACCGUACUAGCAGCUGACAGGAAACAUCAUGUGGCUACUCGGUUGUCCAACCUGAUUUGCAACAGUCAAGAACAGCGGCCUACUCAUACCACAGAAAGGACAUGCCAUGUUACACAGACUAUUACCGUCUGUAACAUUCUGUAUAAAGAAAAUUCUUAAUACUUCAUUGUGGCUCAAGAACCUCACAAUUUGCGAGGUUAAUAGUAAAGAAAUGUGUUGAAUAGCGUAUCUUGCGCAAAACGUUUCAUGCAACUUAGUUUUUCUAAA